This is a messenger RNA of Plasmodium fragile, 3906 nucleotides long. RefSeq lists its product as uncharacterized. The transcript has 7 exons. The coding region runs from base 1 to 3906 and encodes 1301 amino acids. Lineage: Eukaryota; Apicomplexa; Aconoidasida; Haemosporida; Plasmodiidae. The record is from RefSeq and is a predicted model, not a curated record.
AUGGCUAAUGGACCAUGGAUGGAAAUAUUAAGGCUGUAUGCCCAUAGAACCGGAGUAUUUAGACCUAUAAAGGCAAAUGAACAGGGGAAACUACGGAGUAGUAUACAGAAAAACUUCAAAGAAUUCAUGGAACAUAUAAUAAGCAAAAGCUGGAUUGAACUUUAUGGGUCAAACUGCAAUAGCUUUGAAAAGGAGUAUUUGCAGGAAAACGACAAUGACAAAGACGGAUCAGGUAUGACGAUGACUCAGGAAGAUAAAGUUGCUUGCAACUCAAUGAUCGGUGCAUUACUCUUUGUGAAUGGAUGGAAUAUAAGUACAACGCAUAGGCACAGGGCGAAGGGCAGUGAGCAGGAGAUAGAUGAUUUCGUAAGGUGUGCUAUAGCAAAUAUAUUUAUGUACAGACUUGAGGAAUUAUUCUGUGAUGCCAAAAGGGGUAUACAGUACGCGUGGCAUGUAAUGAAGAGAAUGGAAUUACCGAACAUGGAGAAUUUAAUUAGGGACGGGAAAUGUAACAAGAACAUGUCCGGAUAUGGGACAGGGUGGGAUGCAUCGGCAAAAAAGAAGGUUAAGAGUUUGUUACAGACCAAUGGAGAAAUAGUAAAAGGGGUAGAACGGCAAGGAAUGGUAAAUAAGUGUGAGCAACCAAUGCAAUCUAAGGUAGAAGAAAAGAAGCAAGCAGACACGGUAACACAAGUGAAGUCGAAGGACGAGACGGAAACUAAAAGUGAAAGAAUGAGGGACAGAUUUUCAUUUAAUUCAUCUUCUAUAGAGGCACCGGAAGUAAAAGCAACAGGGGGUGUAGGCAUGUGGCAGUAUUUAAUAUUAUUAUGGGAUGAUUAUAUUGAGACAAGGAAUAUAGGGGUCCAGAAGGAGGAUAUAGUGCACUUUGGGGAACAUUUCUGGAGAAAUGUGCAAACAGUAUGGACACAAUUUAAAGAAUAUAUGGAACAGGAGGAAAGUAAGGGUACAAUGAGAACAUCAUGUGAAGCAUUAAUAGACCCGGAGACUAGUGGAAGCGGAAGUCAGAGGGACACAGAUAUAUGCGAGCUAACACUUAUAGCAUUACAUUUCAAACAUAAUAUUCAUUCAGCGGUAGCCGCUGCGACCGGAGAGAAUGUGGACAGUGGGCGAAGUAGGAUGGAUCCGGUGGAAGCGUAUAUGAGAUGUAUCCUAGUAAAUAUAUUUAUGAAAAAAAUAAUAGGCAAAAGGUGCUUGGAGAUGGAUGGUGGACAGCAAGCAUUUAAUUUAGCGCAUGGGAUAUUGCACAAUUUAGGAGGAACCAAGGUAGGUAAUAUUUCAUGUGAAGAGAAGGAUGCAGGGGAGGGGGGUCAGAGGGGGGUGAAAGCAGAAGAUAGAGAUUUCUGGGGAAUAAUGACAAGAUGGUUUGAGAGGAAUAAGGAAAAAAUAAGGGACGGAGAUGUAGGAAUAUUAGGAAGCAGUUGCAAGGUGGAAAAGAAAGAAACAGCAAAAGGAAGGGAAGGGAAAAAACAAGAGAAGGUACUGAAGGAAGAAAUAAAGGAAGAAAUAAAGAAUGUGAAGAAGGAGAUAGAACAGGAGGUAUCGAAAAUAUUGGAAGGCAUAGGAAAAUGUAGUGGCAACGAUAGCGAUUGUAUAAAGAAGUUAUUGGAGAAAGAAAAGGAGGAAGAAAAGAAGAAGAAUGAACCCUCUGCAGAACCUCCGGAAGUAGAAAAGGCAAGUAAGGGAUCACAGCACGUACAAACAACAUCCUCAUCCGGAGUACCGGAAGCACCAACUGCAGACCCAGGACCUGUACUCGCGGGACCGGCGCCGCCAUCAGGAGGAAGAUCAGAGGAAGUUGUGGAAACACCACCGCCAGCACCGCCGCCGGAACAGCCGCGUCCAGUACCACCCGUAUCGGUAGCGCCGGAAGCAACAGGAGCAUCCUCAGGUAAGGGCAGUACGCGCAACACGGACACAACACCUGUCCCUGCACCUAAGGAUGUACCAUCUACAGGUAAGGGUCCUUCUCGAGGUAGAGCAGAGACUGAUUAUGGGGAAAGCACAAAGAGUAUAUACAACCCAGACAACGCUGUUGCAGGUACUACUGUGACGGCUGUAUCUACAUAUGACCCUUAUCCACCGGACCUCAAGGAAAUUCUUGAAAAAAUAUCCGUACAACCAGGAUCUGGUGGUCAGGAUGAUUCUAAGGAUAAGAAGGAUGACAGUACACAGGGGCAGGCUCCAGUAGAAGAACUUGCAGAAUCGGCGGGAGCAGGAACACGGGACUCGGUACCAUCCACAGAACAGGUACCAUCUCAGGUGUCUCACCCUUCGGGAGAACCAGUUACCUCCACUGAUCCUGAUAAGGACGUUCAGAAGGGUUCAACCGGUACAAACUCAGAAACAUCAUCAGAGAAUACACCCACGGCACCUUCAGCAUGGGGUGACUUUGAUCUUGGUGCCGCCAGCGAUGCCUUUGAGAACUUUGAGACGGGGGGUAAUAUCCAAAGUACUACACCCAGUGGUAAGGUUUUCGGGAUAUCACCGGAAGCAGUGCCCGGAGUGAAUGUUCCUGGGUUAGAGAGCCCCGUAGGAUCCUAUGCACCACCUACUGUGACAGUCCUAAAAACUGAACGAAAAAUUGAACUUCAGCAGAAACCCAAGGGGAAUAGUGGUCCCGAUGCACCCGACCUAACCAACGCUGUCCUUACCGCCAUUACCCCGAUCCUGUUUUUUCUCACUUCCGUCAUCGUCGCCCUCCUUGGUUAUUCCCUAUGGAAGUACUUUGCUUACCUCGCCAAACACCGACGCACAUAUCGAACCGUUCGUGACGUGCCGUCACCGCCACUCGACGAAGAAAUAUUGGAGCAUCUACAACGCGGCGAACUCCCACCAACCGAUUUCGGGUACACGAUGGUUAGGGAUAGGCAACCUGCGUCAACACCCGCCCGACGACGACGUCAUCCGCGCGUGCAUAAACGCACGAUCAUCGAGCUACAUCUAGAAGUGCUCAACGAAUGUGAAGCGGCCGAAUGGGAAAACGUCAAAGACGACUAUUUGCAGAUUGUUGUGGAGGAGUUUGCACAGCAGUUGAUGCAGAACGAGGACACAAAUAACAAUAUCUUGGGUGUUUCUACCUCACACGCCGCUUUAGCAACCCACGAUUCGACAACCCGCGCUCCACCCACUGACUUCGACGGCACAGAUCCAUGUCCACUGAACGACCCCGAUGCAUGGAAUUGUAUGGAAACCAUACAGUUAGCAACCGACCCUUGUCCACAUAACGAAGAUGACCCCGAUCCAUGCAGUUGUAUGGAAACUAUACAGUUAGAACAAGAAGAGAGUCCUUCUGCCCCUCCAUCCUCUUCCGACCCCUGGAAUGAAUGCCCGACCCCCGACCACACUAAUUGGAUUAACUGGAUUGACCGCAACAAACACAUUUUGCGGGAGUGCACGACGCAGCCCUGGUUUCUGCAAUUAAAAGCGGAAUGGAAACAAUACCUGCGUGAGCACAUGGCGGAAAACGCCGACCACGGAGUAUCCGCGCACCGUGAGUUCGGUGAAUCGACAAUCCUGCAGAUGCAGAAACUGCACUUGUGGAAAGAAUGGGUUGCCCAACAACAUCGGCAAAUGCGUAUGUAUGGCCAGCAGGAGUGGUUUCAACAUUUGUUGAAUAAUGUAGAGGAGGUGACAGUACCGCAACACGGCGAAAUACCUGGAGUGGAAAAAGGCAUAGAAGUGGAGAAAAUAAUGGCCGCAGCAGAUAUGCUAAGAGUGAGAGAUGCACCACGCUCGCAACCACCCCAUGAGCAAUCCUACCAGAAGAAACAACUCAUAGCCAAAUUGUGGAUACUCACCCUAGGUUUGAUCAUAGAAGAGUGUGAAAUGGAGCAGAAUAUGAAGGAGACGGAGUUAUAUGUGGAUAAAUUGUUGCAAAACAUUUGA